This is a messenger RNA of Drosophila albomicans, 3037 nucleotides long. It is a transcript of the gene Snmp2, whose product is annotated as sensory neuron membrane protein 2. The record is from RefSeq and is a predicted model, not a curated record. Gene Ontology annotation, molecular function: scavenger receptor activity. Lineage: Eukaryota; Metazoa; Arthropoda; Insecta; Diptera; Drosophilidae. The transcript is spliced from 10 exons. The coding region runs from base 1154 to 2875 and encodes 573 amino acids. Gene Ontology annotation, cellular component: membrane; cytoplasm.
GGAGGUCGUCAACUCAACUCACACUGUUGACGCCGCUUUGCUCUGAGCUUGUCUUGAACUUUGGCAGUCGUUUACGGUUGUUCCAUGCGGCGCGUUGUUUCAACCGCGCAACGAUCUCCGAGUGUAUCGCCUAUCGUCUAUCGUCUAUCGCUUAGUCAAAUUCCCGGUAAUUAAGAGCCACAAAGUGCAUAUUGUACUUACCCAGUCUCGACGUUGUUUUAGGCCUUCUUUUUUUCGAAUUCGCGUGUGUUCGUUAAAUAAAUGUAUUCCGAUUUAAUCGGUAGCCUAAGCUAUAACUAUCCUGGCCCAGAUACAAAUCUGAAACCCUAUUACGCUAACUUCGUGUGUGGCCAUUGUUGUGUUUAAGUGUGUGUGCUUCUACAUGUGUGUGUGUGUGGUGUAGAACAAAUAAAUAUGUGUCGCAAUUAUCUUGAGCUGUCAGUUCGUGGAUGAACUUCAGCGCGUCACAAGUGUCGACCCAAUUAAAAUAUUUGUACCACACACGAAAUUAUAAGCAAAAAAUUAACGAAAACGACAAAAAAAAAUAACAAAAAGCUUUCACCUAACAAAGCAAACGAGGCGAAAAUAAACUCGUUUUUUUUGGCGCUUUUACUACGACAAAAGACAUUAUAAAUUACAAUAUUUCUUAUGUACCAAACUAAACCGAACCAAACCGAAGUGAACGAAGCCAAAGCUAACCCCAACAGCAGCAACAUCAGCAGCAGCAACAGCAGCAACGCCGACAACAUCAACAACGCAUCGCAGCCGCAUUCAACAACUUGUUUAUUUCAAAACAUAUAAGUAUAUAUAACAAAAGGCAAAACCUGAAAGCGCGUAUAUCUUAUAAAUAGUGCGCUUUGUUUCGGCACCCCAACAACAACCACAACAACAUCGGCAACAACCUCAAGCAAACUGUCUUGACGUAGGUCAGGCGACUUCAACAAGAGCUCCGAAAAGCUGUCCCAGUAAAUAAACCACACACAAAACUAUGCGCUGAUUAAAGCUGCCGGCUAAAUUCAAGAUUCGAGAUUCAAGUUUGAGAUUGAGAUUGAACUUCAAGCAAAUACCUUAACAGUUACACCAGCAAUUGGCCGAUGGCUUAAGACUCGAUCUCUCUCUCUCUCUCAAAAGUUUUGAAUUCGCCAAAUCCAAAAUGAUCCAUUGGUCAUUGAUUGUAAGCGCCUUGGGCAUCAUCAUUGCCGGUUUGGGUGGCUAUUGUGGCUGGUCGCUGUUUCCCACAAUGAUUCACAAAAAGGUCGAACAGAGCGUCAUAAUUGCCGAUGGUUCUGAGCAGUAUAAAAGAUUCGUAAAUUUGCCUCAACCACUCAACUUUAAAGUCUACAUUUUCAAUGUGACAAAUCCCGAUAUGAUACAACACGGCGCCAUACCAAUAGUUGAAGAAAUCGGACCUUAUGUUUACAAACAAUAUCGUCAGAAGAAGGUGAAGCACUUCUCGAGAGAUGGAUCGAAGAUUACUUAUGUGCAGAAUGUGCACUUUGAUUUCGAUGAAGAUGCCUCAGCUCCUUAUAGACAAAGCGAUCACAUUGUGGCCCUCAACAUGCACAUGAAUGCCUUUUUGCAAGUAUUCGAAAGAGAAAUCACUGAUAUCUUACAGGGUUUUGCAAAUAGAUUGAACUCGCGUCUCAAUCGCACACCCGGCGUUCGUGUUUUAAAGCGUCUGAUGGAGCGCAUUCGAGGGAAACCACCCUUUAGCUGGGUUAACGGCAUCUUAAUCAGCCUUAUUGAAGAUGUCAAAUCUGUGCUACAAAUUGGCGAGAAUGAUCCUGGACUGGCUCUACUUCUGGUCCAUCUCAAUGCCAAUCUCAAGGCUGUCUUCAACGAUCCGCGCUCCAUGUUUGUCACCACCUCAGUUCGAGAAUAUCUCUUCGAUGGCGUCCGCUUCUGCAUUAAUCCUCAGGGAAUUGCCAAGGCCAUUUGCAAUCAGAUCAAGGAGAGCGGCUCGAAGACGAUUCGCGAACAGAGCGACGGCAGUUUGGCCUUCUCCUUCUUUGGACACAAAAAUGGUUCUGGCCACGAGGUUUACGAGGUGCACACUGGCAAAGGCGAUGCGAUGAAGGUGCUGGAGAUACAAAAACUAGACGAUUCACACAAUCUGCAAGUGUGGCUCAACAGCAGCAACGAAGGCGAGACCUCAGUGUGCAAUCAGAUCAAUGGAACAGACGCUUCUUCAUAUCCACCUUUUAGACAAAGAGGCGAUUCGAUGUACAUCUUUAGUGCGGACAUUUGUCGCUCUGUGCAGUUGUUCUAUCAGUCGGAUAUUCAGUAUCAGGGCAUACCCGGUUUCAGAUACUCGAUUGGGGAGAACUUUAUCAAUGAUAUUGGACCCGAACAUGAUAACGAAUGCUUCUGUGUGGACAAAUUGGCGAAUGUGAUCAAACGGAAGAACGGAUGUCUUUAUGCAGGCGCAUUGGAUCUGACAACCUGUUUGGAUGCGCCCGUCAUUCUGACGCUGCCUCACAUGCUUGGCGCCUCGAAUGAAUAUCGAAAGAUGAUCCGAGGCCUCAAGCCCGAUGCCAAGAAGCAUCAGACCUUUGUGGAUGUGCAAUCGUUAACGGGCACGCCAUUGCAAGGUGGCAAGCGAGUGCAGUUCAACAUGUUCUUGAAGAGUAUUAAUCGCAUAACGAUCACCGAGAAUCUCACAACGGUGUUGAUGCCAGCCAUUUGGGUCGAGGAGGGCAUUCAGCUGAAUGGCGAGAUGGUAAAGUUCUUCAAGAAGAAACUGAUCAACACGCUAAAGACCCUCGAUAUUGUCCACUGGGUUGGAUUAUGUGGAGGUCUAGGAAUCGCAGCCAUUAGCCUGAUCUACUAUAUAUAUCAGCGGGGCAGACAAGAAGACGAGGCGCCAGUGAAGUAAAAAGUCGAUGAAAGAGGAGGCUAAAGCAACUGUUAUGAAUGUAUUUUAUUAUUACUAAUUAUUAUUAUUAUUAUUAAUAUUAUUAUUGUUGUUGUAAUAAUCGAUGUAACAAUUUGCUCUAAUUGUCUACGAAUUUGUAAAUAAUUUAUUGUUUAAAUGUGA